Molecule: messenger RNA, 1446 nt
Organism: Eruca vesicaria subsp. sativa (arugula)
Lineage: Eukaryota; Viridiplantae; Streptophyta; Magnoliopsida; Brassicales; Brassicaceae
Source: the annotation of a GenBank genome assembly
GAGCAACAUCAACUUCACUUAAAAUAACUAAGUCCAUCUUUCUUCCUCUCUUUUGUUCGUUAAUUUCAGAUGGCUAAGAAGAACGGGACGUCGUGGUUCACAGCGGUAAAGAAGAUUCUCUGGUCACCGUCUAAGGAUUCCGACAAGAAGAGUCACCAUAAAGAAACUGAUAAUAAUAAGUUGAAAAAGGAGAAGAAAGGAUGGAUUUUUCGAAAGACCAAAGUAGAAACCACUAACUUUGUAACCGACACGGCUGAGACGGAGGAGAAGGACAAAACGGCGGUAGUUGUCUCCGAUGUGGAUGAAGUGGUCGCGGAGGUCGUUAAGCUAACGGCAACUCCAGGUUUUAUAAGACGUCAUUGGGCUGCCAUUAUUAUUCAAACAGCUUUCAGAGGCUACCUCGCAAAACGAGCAUUUGGGGCACUAAAAGGGAUAGUGAAGCUACAAGCAUUGGUGAGAGGUCAUAAUGUUAGAAACCAAGCGAAACACACUUUAAGACGCAUCAAGGCGUUGGUUCGAGUUCAAGAUCAAGUGCUUAAUCAUCAUCAACAACAACGUUCAAGAGUCUUAUCAUCACCAUCAUCAAAUUGUUAUGAUAUCGAAGCAAGACGUAACUCAAUGUUUGCUGAAUCUAACGGUUUUUGGGACACUAAAACAUAUCUUCAAGACAUUCGUAGCCGUAGAUCUCUGUCGAGGGACAUGAGUCGAUGCACCAAUGAAUUUGUUGUUAACCAAGAAGAAUCACAAUCGAUUUUGCAGAAGAGCCUAGAGAUUGCUAUUGAACGAGAGAAAGCACAUGCACUUGCUCUCUCUAAUCAGAUUCGGAGUCGCUCUUAUCGUAAUCAAUCCAUCGGCAACGAUAUGGAGCUUCUAGAGAGAACCAAGUGGCUCGAUCGAUGGAUGGCUACAAAGCAAUGGGACAACACAGUCACCAGUUCCACAACAAGAGAUCCAAUAAAGACUCUUGAAAUGGAUACAAACAUAGCCACCACAACACCUCAUAGAUUGUAUCCAGCGACACCACCAUCUUGCAGAGCCACUAGAACCUUUGGGGUAAGAUCAGCUAGUCCGAGGAUUCCUUGUUCUUCGCCCACUUCGAUGGUUCAGCCAAAUUAUAUGAGUGCGACUGAGUCAGCUAAGGCUAAGGCAAGGACUCAGAGCACGCCACGGCGGAGACCGGUUAUCACGGCGAAGAAACGGUUGUGUUAUGCGGAGGAGGGGAUUUUGAGGAGUCCGAGUUUGAAGAGUGCUUAUAAUGGUUGUCUUUGGGGGGAACAUGAAUCGGAUUACUCUUGUUGUUACGGUGAUGGGCUCGCUGGAAAAGUGUCGCCUUGUUCUACAAGUGAUCUCCGGUGGUUAAAGUGAGAGGCAAUUUGUUUUGUUUAUUACGUGUUUGUAAUAUUAACGAUCAUGAGAUUUUCUUUAAUUAUGAUUCCUUGAGCCACA